Messenger RNA from Echinostoma caproni, 690 nucleotides. Lineage: Eukaryota; Metazoa; Platyhelminthes; Trematoda; Plagiorchiida; Echinostomatidae. The record is from the annotation of a GenBank genome assembly.
AUGAUUAGCAGAUGCCCGGGAUUUCGAAUACAGCCGGAUUGGGACAGAAGUAUUACGGCAGGCGAAGGUGAAAUUUGGUUUCAUCAAUAUGAAGAUGGGGUUACAAAGUAUCAUAAAUUAGAAAGACAAGGUUCAGAUUUCAUUCCCAGCGCAGACGGUUGCCAAUGCUAUUAUUAUCCUCCGAAUAUCCUGCAAAUUCGUUCGGCGACGACCGGGGUGAAACGCACAUUUCAAUCUCCAGAUCUCGUGAUUCAGUUGCCUUAUUCCAAAGAAAGACCGCGCGUUCUCGAAGGUCACGUGGCUGAGAUAUAUAGAUGUCGUUUCUUUCCGUCGGGGUUAGCUGCAAUAACUGCGGGUGCUGACAUGCAGUUGAAAAUCUGGUGCCUGCUGACCGGUCGUUGCGCAGCAACGUUGGCUCCUGGACUUGCGGGUGGUGUCACUGGUGUCCAACCGAAUUCAAAUGAACCUGGCGGACAUAGAGCAGGUGUUAUGGACAUGGGUAUCAUUCAUCGCGGACGAAACAUUGUAUCUGUGGAUCGAGCUGGCUGGUUGCGACUUUGGGAUGUAGGCACACAGGCACUGUUGAUGAUCUUGGAUGUAGGUUCCCCUCCUUGGGAGAUCGUUAAUUCCCCACAUGACAAACCUCGGUCCAUGCUCUUUAUCGGUUAUCACGAAUAUCAACGCCUUUAA